AAGUUUAUUUAAUAAAGUUAUUUUGUUUUUUUGGUUUAUUGCAUUUUGCGUCUUUGUAAUAUAACCUGUACGUAUGGAACUUGGUAUUUAAAAAAUGGGGUGUUGAGGAAAAAUCUUGUUGUUUUUUUCAAGAGAUUUAAAGGUUAUACAAGCACUUCAAUCUCAUCCGCCAAUAAAUAUUUAGCCUUCAAUAGAAAAACGAGCUGUUAGGCGUCAUGCUGAAGAAGGGCCAAAAGGGAUCUGAAAGUUUAGCCUUUCCUAAGUAUCGAUAAAGAUCACAGCUUGUGAAUCCUGGAAAACGAUGGUAGUCUAGUCUACGGUUUCUUUGGAGAAGAUUCGUCAGUGAAGACCACUGCUGCGUUCUUUCUAUGGUCUCUGGUGUAUACUAGUAGUUCUAUGUUCCAUCUCUCCUCAAUGGUUACGAAACCACGCAGAAACUGCUUUUAAAGUGCAUUCGUUUCCUUGUUCAAAGACUACUUGAUCCAUAUUACUAAAUGAAAGUGACACACUCAAUCCCCGCCACUGGAUUGCAAAUGCCUGCGAACCAUUUAAACUUACGUGCUCGCUGGUAUACGUGAUAUGUAUGAUUGCGUACACUUGACUUAAUGCGUACAGUUUCACUUAUUGAUUGGCAAGGGACUUGAUGUGUCUACGCAAGUCUGCCCAUGUAAGAGUCCAUUCAAGAUUAUUGACAUUUUACACGCGCAAAAAUUUUCUAAUACCAUUAAAAUGUUCAAAGCUUAUGGCAAGAAUAUUUUACUGUAGCGACACUAAAAACACAUUUUGUGUCUUCGUUAACCUUUGCUGACUGUGUUGAGGGAUUUCCUCUAGUUGGAUAGUUAUAUAAUACUUCGCAGUGGUAUGAGUGAUAUGGUAUGUCUUUAAGACUAACAGAAUUGUAGAAAUAUUGAAUAAUUUGGCAAAAUCUCCGAAUGGCUGUUGAAUAUUUUUAGAAGCCUUAUUGCUUUAGAGUUCAGACGGAAGCUUGAUAUGGCUUUCGAAGAAAGUUGAAACAAUUACGAAGUAUCAGUUACACACCUAAGGCAUUUUGCUGUGCCGUUCUCUGUCAGUAAAAUGUUUUACGAAUACAUCAAUCGGAGCCGAACUAUUUUUAAAGACGCUGGCCCAAGGGUUCGGUUUAAUAAUAGCGAUGGUAUAGGUUAACCUAUAUUGACUUAAAACUCAUCAUAGAACUAAAAAUUCUGGAAACCGUACAGUGUAAAAUUCCAUUUAAUAGCUAGUGCAACAAUAUUAAUAACAAUAUUAAUUUCGUCUAUAUUUUUAAUUUUGGAAUAUAAGAUGAGUUAAAGUUGUUAUCAAAGUAUUAGAAACCAUUUCCCAAAUAAUUUAAGGAAUUGCGCCGAGUUAACAAACCACGGCUCGAUAAAAAUCCAGGUCCGCGCUAAUUACUUAGAACCGACUGCCGUGGGAACGACUUUAUAGGUAAUCGUCUUUUCGCAAGCUGAAAAUAGUUCAAAAAGGUGCUUUGAAAAAGUUUGCCAGAAAUAUUGUUUAAGCUUUAUAUUCCUGUUUUUUUUUUUAACUUUGAAGUCAGGUAUAGUCUUAGCUUCCAGUUAGGUUUCAAUUCAAAAUUCAGUUUGUGAAAUUCCAAGAUCCAGUACAAAAAAUUGACUGCUUUUGGAUUUAUGGAACCUUGGCUAAGCGGGUAAAAAUCCAUAAUUUUCUAGUAACAAUAUUGCACUUUCAAAAAUGCAGAACAGUUUCUUCUACGAUAAUUUUACCAUUUUACUCAAACUUUCACAAAUAGAAGAUUAAUAGAGAAGGGGUCUUAAAUGAACUCUGUUUAAAUGAUAUAUUUUUGUACUCUGUUUAGGGUGUAUAUACUAAGUUGGCAUCGGACACCCUAGUCGCUUAGAUUUUGAGAUAUCGAUCUAUUGUAAGGGAUCUCUUGUAUUUGUGAAUGUAUUAAAGUUUCGGCGCAAACGCAGUUAAUAUGUUUUCUUGUUAUUACCUAACCUUGGAAAAACUUCAUGAAACCGUAUAGCAAAGUCAGAAGGCUUAAAAUAUACAACAAUACUGUUAUAUGAUAUUAAAUUAGCUGCAACUACUAUAACAUUACGGUAGGUCAUAUAAAAGCUCAAUGUGUAUACAUACGUAUUUGUUUUUAAAUUUUGCGAAUAAUUAAUCGACAUAUAUAUUAUAUAUAAUAUAUUUAUUAGGCCCCCUUAAGCACUUACUGGUGUAAUUAAUUAUCAAUUAUAGCACCUAUAAAUAGUUACUCAUCCCAAACUCAUACAAACAUUUACUCCUCUCGCGCAUUGCUGAGCUAAUUUGUAUGCACUAUCACCGAUCGACGCUCAGCGUCGGUGUAGCUGUACAUUUGAGUCUUAUACUUUAAAAACUAAUUAACGGUGAUAAUUACUGCUGAUCAUUGCUUUAAUGUAAACAUUACAUAGCCAUGUUAUAAGUAUAUACAUAAUUAAGUAUAUAUUUCAUAGACAUUGGCUUUAAAAAUGAGCGACAAACAAUCGCCGUAGUUUAGUCGUUGCAUUUGCUUCGAGAAAAGCGUACACGAAGUAAACAAAAUGCAUUGCGGUAUAUUUUGGCUAUGCGCAGGGUUGCUAUUACUUGCUGGUGGGCAGCUAACAGAGGCCGGGACGUCAACUGCCAUUUAUCACGACGAUGCGCAUCCCGGCAAGUGCACGCUCGGUGAGAAAGAUAUCCUCUCACCAGGUGAAACGACGAUAACAGCGAACAUUUGUGCGCGAAUUUCUUGUGAAAAUGAAGAGGGUCUUGUGGGACUUGUUGGUUGUAUUCCCCAGGUGCCGAAAGAAGGCUGCGUGUGGGGCAUUGCUAAGGAUAGGAGGGCGCCAUAUCCAGAAUGUUGUGAACGCUACCAGAUCUGCUCCUAGAAAAUGAAGUAACAACGACGGUAUAAUGUUUAUAUUCAGUUAUUCAAAUGUAAAGUUUAUUAAAUAAAGUGCUUUUAUUUUUCUGGUUUAUUGCA
Molecule: messenger RNA, 2968 nt
Organism: Bactrocera oleae (olive fruit fly)
Lineage: Eukaryota; Metazoa; Arthropoda; Insecta; Diptera; Tephritidae
Source: RefSeq, a predicted model, not a curated record